This is a messenger RNA of Aspergillus ibericus CBS 121593, 619 nucleotides long. RefSeq lists its product as uncharacterized. The record is from RefSeq and is a predicted model, not a curated record. Lineage: Eukaryota; Fungi; Ascomycota; Eurotiomycetes; Eurotiales; Aspergillaceae. The coding region runs from base 143 to 472 and encodes 109 amino acids. The transcript has a single exon.
UUUCCGCCGGCGACAACCGUAUUGUCAGGUAUGGAAAACGUACGGUAAGACCCACUAUGACGCUUUUUCUGCCGCGCCCCACCCGAACUCCAUCGUCCGCCCGAUGGGAUGGAGCCUUCAGUGUGGCCAGACCAGGGAUUGAAUGGCACCUGUUACAUGGUGUGGGCACGUCCGAGUAGCAACCAUACUAAAAAAAAAUGGGUGGAAAAAAAUUCAGGAGCAAGAAAAAAGAAUAGGAGUAUAUGGGCAUCGAUUGGGAACUAAAAGAAAAAAAAAGCUUGUUCGGGUUCAUUCAAAGGCAGCUGCUCGCCCACCUCUUUCUCUUUCUCUGUCUUCUGCUUUUACAGUUUAUCUCAUUUUUCUUUCACCAACUCAUAGGAACUCCAAUCAAGCGGUGACAUACACAUCUAUUACCUGCCUUUGUACCCUGUUCCGUGACUCACAACACCGGUGCUCGAAUACUUCCACUUGACUAUAUGUAGUCAAACCCCUCUAGACGCAUCUCAAUACUACCAAUUGCAAGUGGAUUAUGUACUUGAUCGUCUACCAUACAUCUCAAUUCUACCAAUACCGAAGCACAUCAUAAACGGACUUCUAUUGUUUGCAAUUGCGGCAUACC